AACUUUUUCACUACCAACUAUGAUCAACGGUGUUCAUAGAGUCCUGCUUUGUUAGUUAACAUAACCUAAUUUCUGUUGUGUUUUUCGAUUAAAAAGGUCCCGCGUUUUACAUUUUACACCGUUAUAAUACUAUUUAGACGAUUUAUUUAGUUUUGUUGCAAACGGCUGUGUGGGUUUUACAUUAAUUAGUUUUUCUUUUUUAAUAAUUUUAUUAUUUUUUAAAUUUAUAUUGUUAUUAAAUGGGAAUGCACGUGGUGGGAUUGAAUUUUGGGGUAUCGAGAGCUAGUUGUCAAGAGGUGGGGUGCAGGUUAUUUGAAAAGGGCUAAUCCAGAUCAACUCCAUGAAAUCUUCAACAAAUACGCGUCGGUCGAAAAGAACGGCGAAAAAUUUAUGACCGCCGAAGACUUCGUGCGGAAAUAUCUCGGCCUUUUCAACGGGACCGAUUUCAACCAAGAUUCCGUGCGUAUGUUGGCUUCCAUCGUUGACACCAGCAAAGAUGGGUUCAUCUCGUACUCCGAAUUCCAAGCGUUCGAAGGCCUUUUAUGUUACCCCGAUGCACUUUAUAAAACGGCGUUUCAACUUUUCGAUGUUAACGGAAAUGGAAUGGUUAGUUUUUCCGAGUUCGUGGAGGUGAUGAAAAAAACCGAACUACAUCUUAGAAUCCCGUUUAAUAUCGAAUCGACAUUCGUUGAGUUGUAUUUUGGAAAGAACCGCCAACGAUUAAUAACAUACAGCGAGUUUAGUCAAUUCAUUCACGAUUUUCAUGAAGAAUACGCGAUUGAAGGUUUUCGCAGAGCUGAUAAAGAUGGAUCUGGUUUCAUUUCCGUUUUGGAUUUUCACGAUAUUAUGCUCAGCAUUAAGAGUCAUUUAUUAACGAAGCAAGUUCAAUCGCAUUUAAUUGAGGCUGCUAGCGGAAGCCAAACGGGUAGGAGAGUUAGUUUCCCCUAUUUCAUCGCUUUUAAUUCCCUUUUAAAUAAUAUGGAGCUUGCGAAACGUAUUUAUUUAAAUGUUACGAGCGGUCAUCGCGCGCAAGAAGUCACCAAAGAAGAGUUUAUGCAUUCUGCACAAGCUAUGUCUCAAAUGACGCCGCUGGAAGUUGAUAUUUUAUUCCAAUUGUGUGAUAUUUUACAUCAAAGCGGUCUCUAUUAUCGAUUAGAAGAUUGCGGAUUGUGGGAUGGCCGCAUCGUCUACAACGAUCUAAACGCAAUAGCACCAGAGCAAUAUUUUAAACAAAUCACAAAUAGGUUAGCAGAAAUUAAAGCAGUCUCCAGUCCCGAAGACAGAGGAAUUUUAAUCCAAAUAUUAGAAAGCACUUAUCGCUUUACAUUGGGUUCCAUCGCCGGAGCCGUUGGGGCCACGGCGGUUUACCCAAUUGAUCUGGUGAAAACGCGGAUGCAAAAUCAAAGAGCUGGAUCUUUCAUCGGCGAAUUAAUGUAUCGAAAUAGUUUUGAUUGUUUUAAGAAAGUGGUGAGACACGAAGGCGUUUUUGGGCUUUACCGAGGGUUAGUGCCUCAAUUAAUGGGAGUUGCGCCGGAAAAAGCCAUCAAAUUAACCGUUAAUGAUUUCGUUCGUGAUAAAUUGUAUGAUAAAAAUGGAAAUAUUCCAAUUUGGGGGGAAAUUUUAGCGGGGGCUUGUGCUGGGGGUUCACAAGUAAUCUUUACAAACCCUUUAGAAAUAGUUAAAAUUCGUUUGCAAGUUGCUGGGGAGAUAGCUGGAGGAAGUAAAGUACGUGCUUGGUCGGUUGUGAAAGAUUUAGGAUUAUUCGGUCUUUAUAAAGGGGCGAAAGCUUGUUUAUUGCGAGAUGUCCCAUUCAGCGCGAUUUAUUUUCCCGCUUAUGCCCACAUGAAAGCGAAAUUAGCGGAUGAAAACGGUUAUAAUCGCCCUAUUUCGUUACUGGUUGCUGGAGCGAUUGCCGGUAUCCCGGCUGCAUCCCUCGUUACACCAGCUGAUGUUAUAAAAACUAGGUUGCAGGUGGUGGCUAGAGCGGGUCAAACAACUUACUCGGGCGUUUUUGAUGCUGCGAAAAAAAUUAUGGCAGAAGAAGGACCCAGAGCUUUUUGGAAAGGAGCUAUGGCUCGCGUUUUUAGAUCUUCGCCCCAAUUCGGAGUUACACUAGUUACAUAUGAGUUAUUACAAAGAGCUCUUUAUGUUGAUUUUGGUGGAACACGCCCAACUGGAUCUGAAUUUAAAGUUCCUGUUGUUGGAUUAGAGCAAGAUGUGAAAUCGCGAAACCCAGAUCACAUCGGUGGAUAUCAAGUUGCGUUACCAAUCUUUUCCGGUAUUGAGACAAAGUUUGGAAUUUGCUUGCCCAAGUUUACUGCCGCAACGAUAACGAGGAACGUUGUCGCAAAUUAAUUAAUUAAGAAUUGAUGAUGUAAAUAAAUAUUUCUUUAAUAGGAAAGGAAAAAAGACACUGUGAUAAAUGUGUCGGAAAAAGAAACGAAAUUGGCUGUAUAUUAAUUAAUUUAAAUUUUAAUAAAAGAAUACGAAUUUGUUAUUGAAGCUA
Molecule: messenger RNA, 2506 nt
Organism: Onthophagus taurus
Lineage: Eukaryota; Metazoa; Arthropoda; Insecta; Coleoptera; Scarabaeidae
Gene: aralar1
Product: calcium-binding mitochondrial carrier protein aralar1
Biological process (GO): aspartate transmembrane transport; malate-aspartate shuttle; L-glutamate transmembrane transport
Molecular function (GO): L-aspartate transmembrane transporter activity; calcium ion binding; L-glutamate transmembrane transporter activity
Source: RefSeq, a predicted model, not a curated record